AUGGUUAAACACCGUCGGGGGAAACACAGACUCGAGUCUAAAAAGUCCAACAAUGCUUUCAAUCGUUAUGCGCCACCCAAUCUUGCAUCUGGCUCUCGAGGCCAAACAUCGAACAUAAAUACAUCUUUGUCACCAAUUCCUGAAUCCGCUGAAACUCCGUCCUCCAACCAAGCAUCCUACCGUCUCUGGUUUGAUACAUUGUCUCGCAACUUCGACCUCGCUGUGUACCGUGAUUUUCACCGCAAUGUUCUUGAGGACCUAUAUACACGACGCGACACGUAUGGGUUCGAUCUUCUUCUGGAUUACUACGAAAAUGCUGUUUACGGUCCCGCUCAUAUUGACGAUGAGGUCCUGGUGGACCUGGCCGAUUUUGACAAGAAUAAACAAUAUUCUAUUUUUGCACGAGUCACACAGAUGCUGGAAAUGGCCUAUAAAAACAGGGCAAUGGAGCAAACCAACUUUAUCAGGUUGAGACGGUUUCGCAUCAAAGCCAAGAAGCGUAACUAUCGCUUUAAACACGGGCUCUGA
Penicillium argentinense is the source of this 528-nucleotide messenger RNA. RefSeq lists its product as uncharacterized. Bases 1 to 528 code for a protein of 175 amino acids. The transcript has a single exon. The record is from RefSeq and is a predicted model, not a curated record. Lineage: Eukaryota; Fungi; Ascomycota; Eurotiomycetes; Eurotiales; Aspergillaceae.